Molecule: messenger RNA, 2802 nt
Organism: Elgaria multicarinata webbii
Lineage: Eukaryota; Metazoa; Chordata; Lepidosauria; Squamata; Anguidae
Gene: MEIS2
Product: Meis homeobox 2
Exons: 12
Coding region: 277-1710 (477 amino acids)
Biological process (GO): brain development; embryonic pattern specification; positive regulation of cell population proliferation
Molecular function (GO): RNA polymerase II cis-regulatory region sequence-specific DNA binding; DNA-binding transcription activator activity, RNA polymerase II-specific
Source: RefSeq, a predicted model, not a curated record
AAGACACAGAAAGGGGAAACAGAAGAGAACGCGGGAAAAAAGAAGAAAUAUCACAAACUCGACGUGGUUAUUUUUGCCUACUUUUUAUUGUUAUUGCUAUCACCUUUAUGAAUAUUUACGCGCAUUGGAGAAGUCUAUAAGUGGGUCGGAAAGACCAGGGGGAAAAGGGAUUCUCCUUCUUUUUCUUCUUCACUCAAUCACUUUGUUGUUGUUGUUGCUGCUGGACUGGGAUAUUAAAUAUAGGACACAUCCAGGAGUUUAUUGGAGCGCAGACUGAUGGCGCAAAGGUACGAUGAGCUGCCUCAUUACGGCGGGAUGGACGGAGUAGGGGUACCUGCUUCCAUGUACGGAGACCCCCACGCCCCCAGGCCGAUCCCCCCAGUCCACCACUUGAACCAUGGGCCGCCACUCCAUGCGAGCCAGCACUAUGGAGCACACGCCCCGCACCCCAAUGUCAUGCCCGCCAGCAUGGGAUCGGCUGUCAACGACGCCCUGAAGCGGGACAAGGAUGCAAUCUACGGGCACCCGUUGUUCCCCCUGUUAGCUUUGGUCUUUGAGAAGUGCGAGCUGGCGACCUGCACUCCCCGAGAGCCUGGGGUGGCCGGCGGAGAUGUCUGCUCGUCAGACUCCUUCAAUGAGGACAUCGCCGUCUUCGCCAAACAGGUGCGGGCAGAAAAACCACUUUUUUCUUCAAACCCAGAGUUGGAUAAUUUGAUGAUCCAAGCAAUACAAGUCUUAAGGUUUCACCUUUUGGAAUUAGAAAAGGUUCAUGAGUUGUGUGAUAAUUUCUGCCACCGGUACAUUAGCUGUUUGAAAGGCAAAAUGCCCAUAGAUCUAGUUAUUGAUGAAAGAGAUGGGAGCUCCAAAUCUGACCAUGAAGAACUCUCAGGAUCAUCUACAAAUUUAGCUGACCAUAAUCCUUCCUCUUGGAGAGACCACGAUGAUGCAACCUCAACGCACUCAGCAGGCACACCGGGGCCUUCCAGUGGGGGCCAUGCUUCCCAGAGUGGAGACAACAGCAGUGAGCAAGGAGAUGGUUUAGACAACAGUGUGGCCUCUCCCGGCACAGGGGAUGAUGAUGACCCAGACAAGGAUAAAAAGCGUCAGAAGAAAAGAGGAAUUUUCCCCAAAGUAGCAACAAAUAUCAUGAGAGCGUGGCUUUUCCAACAUCUCACACAUCCCUAUCCUUCAGAGGAGCAGAAGAAACAGUUAGCCCAAGACACGGGACUUACAAUUCUACAAGUAAACAACUGGUUUAUUAAUGCCAGAAGAAGAAUAGUACAGCCUAUGAUUGACCAGUCAAAUCGAGCAGGUUUUCUUCUUGAUCCUUCAGUGAGCCAAGGAGCAGCAUAUAGUCCAGAGGGUCAGCCAAUGGGAAGCUUUGUAUUGGAUGGUCAGCAACACAUGGGAAUCCGGCCUGCAGGUUUGCAAGGCUUACCAGGGGACUACAUAUCUCAGGGUGGUCCUAUGGGUAUGAGUAUGACACAGUCAAGUUACACUCCUCCCCAGAUGACCCCUCACCCUACUCAAUUAAGACAUGGACCCCCAAUCCAUUCAUAUUUGCCAAGUCACCCCCAUCACCCAGCCAUGAUGAUGCACGGAGGACCCCCUACCCAUCCUGGAAUGACCAUGUCAGCACAGAGCCCCACCAUGUUAAAUUCUGUAGAACCCAGUAUCGGUGGACAGCUUAUGGACAUUCAUGCCCAAUAGUAUAAGGGAACUCAAGGAAAGAAAAAAAACUAUUUUAAGACUUUUGAACUCUGACCAGAUGAUGACACUUAAUACACAAUUCCAGACAGCUGUGAUUAUUUUUUACUUUUAUCAUUUUUCAUCAACAACAGAGGACCAAUGGAAACAAGAACACAAAUGUGAAAUCAUGGGCUCACUGAAAACAAUCUGUGUCCAUGUAAAGAUCCUCUGGGAAAAAAGACUCCAAGAGUUAUAACUACUGUAGUAUAUAAACAUAGGAACUAAGUUAACUUGUAUAUUUCUGUUGAUCACUCCGUUAUGUUGCUUCAAAUAGUUUUAGAAGGAGAAAAAAAUAUCCUUGUUUUCCACACUAUGUGUGUUGUUCCCAAAAGAAUGACUGUUUUGGUUCAGCAGUGAAGUCACUAUCCAUGAAAGACAACAGUAUGUUUCAGACCUGUUUUGGCCAGUGAGAAAAGAACUACCCUGGAGAUGAAGAUAAAGUCUUGCUGGGUCUCUCAUCGCUCGGAAGACAGUUCCAAGAAGGCCUUGCCAUCCCCUGGUUUUGUUCCUUCAUAAAUGUGUCCUUUAGUUUCAAACAGAUCUUUAUAGUUUGUGCUUCAUAAGCCCAAGAUAUUUUCGGACUCUUUUUUUCAAAGAGCUUGCAGGUGAAAAUUUAAAAAGACAGAGCAGGAGCUCCUUCCAGUAGUUCUGAGCCUUGGCUUGGGACAAAACAAAUCUGAAGGUUGGGCAGCUUUCCUCAACAAAAGAAGAUAUUAAUGAUCUUUGCACCAAACCUAGAACUUUAUCAUGAACUCAGAGCUUGGGAAAAAGCAAGAGAAUACUGUAACAAACUUCGUACAGAGUUCGGUCUAUUAAUUGUUUCAUGUUAGAUAUUCUAUGUGUUUACCUCAAUUGAAAAAAAAAGAAUGUUUUUGCUAGUAUCAGAUCUGCUGUGGAAUUGGUAUUGUAUGUCCAUGAAUUCUUCCUUUCUCAGCACGUGUUCCUCACUAGAAAAAAAAUGCUGUUACCUUUAAGCUUUGUCAAAAUUUACAUUAAAAUACUUGUAUGAGGACUGUGACGUUAUGUUUUAAAGAAAAGGUGUUAAGUCACAAA